Molecule: messenger RNA, 558 nt
Organism: Trichomonas vaginalis G3
Lineage: Eukaryota; Parabasalia; Trichomonadida; Trichomonadidae
Product: organellar and viral DNA polymerase type B
Exons: 1
Coding region: 1-558 (185 amino acids)
Source: RefSeq, a predicted model, not a curated record
AUGGACAAAGAUUGCGACAUGGUAUAUAAGAACAUCUCUGACAUAUACAAAUCUGGGGAGUUUAAGACCUACGACAACUUUGUUUCGUUAGUUGCAAAAUGUGUAUGGCAGAUAAGAGAUAAAGAUAGAAGAGGUAAGAUAUGGAAUGAACAGAUAAAACCCGCAACUUUUGAGUUAAAGAGAGCAAUUGACGCCUUAGUCAUACUAGCAGGUAAGGUUUCAGAAUAUAACGCAAAAAUGAACCCGCAAUGUUCAAAAUGUAAGGCAGCAAUUAGGAAAUAUAACUACUCCGUCAAAGAGAUAGAACGUAUGAGAAACGACUAUGCUGACUUAAAGAGGGAGGCAGAGAAACCAGCAGAAGAUAAAAUGGACAUGUUGACAUUUCUAAACAAAAACUAUCCAACAGCUGACGAUUUCCUUCUUUCAGAUGUCAAGAAGAAGUAUAAAGAAACCUUCGGCAUUGUUAAAACAUUCGAUGUACUGACAGAAGAAAUAGAAGCUACGAAAUUGUUUAGAAUUUCACGAAUUCACAAUGUUUACCAUGUAAAACGCUUAUAA